GCUGGUAAUUGAACGUAAUAGGAAUUCUAGGCACUCGGCAUUAGCAAACGUCAACAAGAGCAAAUUGCACAUCACCGGAAAUAGUUACAAUAUAAUAAUAUUUAGUGUAUAGUAUACACAAAAUGGAAUACAAGUGGGAGCUAUCGGAGGUUUCAGGUUGGUUCUGCCCGAAGGAAAACAUAGAGGUACCAGGCAAGGAGUCCUUAAGGCUAAAGCAGCAUCCGAAGCAGGAUGCCAAGGCCCAGAAGCUCCCGAACGUCCUGGUUGAAACUGGAUAUAAGUUUAAAAACGAAAAGAUAACUCUCAUACCCCAAUUUUUGCCACCACAGGCCUAUCGCUACAAGGACAUCUAUUCCAGCCGACAGGAUCAGCGUAUACAAAGAUGCAUUGAGCAAGAGCGCAAGCAGCGAGAGUUUCACAGCCGUCCUAUGCCCAAUUUCCGGCAGGUGCACGAGCGCCAGGCCAUGCGGACCGUGACGCACCGCAUUACCAUGCCCGUGACCCCCAAUGUUCUCCGAAAUUCCCUGGAGAUGGAGCUCAAGCGUCGCCAGCGUGAGCAGCAGCUGUUGCGCCAGCGCGAAGAGGAAGCCAAGCUACAGCGACAGCAGUCCUUGCGGGCCAAGCCCAUUCCGUCCAGCAGUCGCCAGCCUUUGAAGCCGGUGAAUCGCCAGUCGGUGAAGGUGGAACCCUUCAACCUAACCGCCGAGCAGCGUGUCCAGCAGCGACGAGUCUAUAAUAUCCAGAACUCCCACAUGCAGGAGAUGAAGCGCCGGGAGCUGGAGGAGCAGCGUCAGCGGGAGGAGCGAGAGGCCAACCACAGGCAGCGCCAGCUCACCACGUUCCGGGCUCGACCCAACCCAUUUGCAGGCACCGCACGUUGACCGGAGAAGGAGAUGCCUUCCUUCCUUCCUUUCUUUCUUUCUUUCUUUUCUUGUUUGUUUGGAUUUUUCGUUGCAAAUUUGUUUUGUUUGUUGUUUUUGUUCGA
Messenger RNA from Drosophila kikkawai, 985 nucleotides. RefSeq lists its product as uncharacterized. The record is from RefSeq and is a predicted model, not a curated record. NCBI's taxonomy places the organism in Eukaryota, Metazoa, Arthropoda, Insecta, Diptera, Drosophilidae.